AUGUCGGUAUCGACAAGACAUUCCAUUCAAUGGGCAGAUGGCGAAGAAUGCGAACCAACCAUAACGGUUGUAAUCACUUCCCCUAAUGGAUUGUUUGUUGACGUCAGAGAGCUAAAGACUGGAGGAUUCGAUUGGUUCUUUGCCGGCCAUGAGAUUGAACAUGAGAGUAGGCAUGAGAGUAAGCAAGUCAUUGAAUUCAAUCAUGAUUUCCUAGAUUCACAAUUUAUCAGAACUGGCCAAAAACCAUCAGUCGAUCUUGGAGAAUUCAGUGAUUCCAGUAACGAAACAGAACGCAUGAACGGCAUUCGAAUCGAGAAAGGAAAAAUGGCCAAUCCUGCCAAUGGAGACGUACAGGAAUACAAGGAGAAAUGGAUAACUUGUGAUCCGUUGUGUGGGGAUUUAGUUUACAUUGGUAAAGACUACGGUGCGAAUGAAGUUGACUUUGUUGUUUUGGAGACAAUUGAAGGUAGCAUUGUGGACAACAAGAGCGUGCAUGUAGGUAGGAUUGUUAAAUAUGGACAUUGGAUUCAAGGAGUUUAUUACGACAAGACGAACAAGUCAGAAGGUGUUAUCAGAAAAUUUAAAGAUAAGGACUUGAUUUUGCAUGGGCCAAAAAGUAUCUGGCCUGAACUGAAUGGUGACACCAGCCUCUUCAAACUACAUGAUGAAAUUGAAAUGAAUGGUGUCAUUUGGAGAGUUGUCGAAACGAGAUAA
Messenger RNA from Pichia kudriavzevii, 714 nucleotides. RefSeq lists its product as uncharacterized. The transcript has a single exon. Lineage: Eukaryota; Fungi; Ascomycota; Pichiomycetes; Pichiales; Pichiaceae. The record is from RefSeq and is a predicted model, not a curated record. Bases 1 to 714 code for a protein of 237 amino acids.